UUUUAUUUCGACAGUGCAACCCGGAAGUGUUCCGAUAACAACAACGGUGAUUGGCAUGUAGCUAACGUUAGCCGGUCCUAAAUAUAUUUUUUAGAAAUGUAUUUGUCUGCAGUGCCACCUAAAUGUAUAUUAACCGGUUAGUCUUGCCGUAAAUGUUAACGUUACAGUAACAGAAGCGUCGUCCUUGUUGGGCCCUGGCCGUUGGCUGAAGUCAUGAAGUUAGUUAGUUAGCUAGCUAGCUAGCCUAAAGCUAUCUGCUUGAAACACACCAGUAACGUUACAAGGCGUCACUGACCAAAAUAUGGCUGACGACCCUCAGAGAAAUUUCCGCUCUGCGUAUUAUGAGAAAGUGGGCUUCAGAGGAGUGGAGGAGAAGAAAUCUCUGGAAAUACUGCUCAAGGAUAAUCCUCUAGAUCUAGAAAAGCUGAGCACCUUCAGUCAGAGGUUCCCCCUCCCCUCUAUGUACAGGAUCCAUGUGUGGAAGGUAUUGUUAGGAAUCCUUCCCCCCCACAGUGACUCUCACGCUCUGGUGGCUGGCUACAGGAAGGAGCAGUACCAGGACAUCCUGGAGGCUCUGGAGGUGAUGAGAUACAUCAACUCUUCCACACCCUCCACCCACGUCUACCUGCGCAUGUUCCAGCUGGAGAACCAGGUGCUCCCGAGGUGCUCCGAGACCUCCGCCCCGGAUGAAGAGGACGAGGACUUCCUCUCCAUCAGCCGAGCCAUGGAGGAGAUCGUAGACGAUCCUGUUGAUUGCUAUUGGCUGAUCAAGUCUUUCGUCAAUCAGUUCCACACAAAGUUCGGAGACUCAGUGCCACACCUCCCGAAGAGCCUGGAGCAUUAUCUGAGUCAGGAGGAGCCGCGCCUGCUGGACCACCUGAAGAGCUGCGGAGCCCUGAACCAGCUGCCCUACGGCCUCUGGUUCAGACGCUGCUUCGCUGGCUGCCUGCCCGAGUCCAGCCUGCAGAGGGUGUGGGACAAGGUGAUCAGUGGCUCCUGUAAGAUCCUGGUCUUUGUGUCCUUGGAGAUUCUGCUCAGCUACAAGAUCGUGUUGUUGGGAAUCAGCCGGCCCGGAGGCGUGGUCAGGUUUCUGUGCAACAUACCGCAGGAAAACACAGACGCCAUCGUGACUAAAGCCAUCGACUUGUGGCACAAAUACUGCGGAACUCCAAUGCACGCCGUAUAGCCACAUGGAGCACACACAUCUGGGCCCAGAGGUGCUUUUUUCCCAGGAUUCACCAGGAUUUACGCCACUGAGAGACUAACAGACUGGGGAUUUGUCUCUGCAUGACUGAACUGAAAACUCAUCGUGAGCUACUUGCAAUAAGCCUGAAGACUUCCUGAGAAUUCUCAGCUAUUAAAGCAUAUGAUGAACUAUACAUGGAAAGGACACUGGAAACAGCUGCUCUACAGAGUGGAGGCACAAGAACUGUUUGGAAAAAGGCGAGGAAGCAUAAACUUAUUUUUUUUAAUAAGUUUCCUUCUUUAAGAAACUGCAUACAUCAUAGAAGACACAAUAAAUUAAUACCCACAUGCAGUUUUUCUGCUUUACAAAUAAAAACAUUUGAAAAGUCUCACUUACUUUCUUUGCUAUGUACAAGUCUUUCAUAAUUCUGAGAACAACUGUCUCUCAAAACAUUGUUUACAGCAUACAAGAGACAGUAAUAUUACUGACGCUUGUUCAUACACACUCACAGUCAAAACAAACACACACACAACAGAGCAACCAGUUCUCCCCUUAAUAUGGUCAAAACUGACAAUUGAUGAACCUAAUAUGCACUGUAAAUAAUAA
Molecule: messenger RNA, 1792 nt
Organism: Etheostoma spectabile (orangethroat darter)
Lineage: Eukaryota; Metazoa; Chordata; Actinopteri; Perciformes; Percidae
Gene: tbc1d7
Product: TBC1 domain family, member 7
Exons: 8
Coding region: 302-1186 (294 amino acids)
Biological process (GO): activation of GTPase activity; negative regulation of TOR signaling
Molecular function (GO): GTPase activator activity
Source: RefSeq, a predicted model, not a curated record